Sitophilus oryzae (rice weevil) is the source of this 1436-nucleotide messenger RNA. RefSeq names its product interleukin-1 receptor-associated kinase 4-like. The record is from RefSeq and is a predicted model, not a curated record. Lineage: Eukaryota; Metazoa; Arthropoda; Insecta; Coleoptera; Curculionidae. Gene Ontology annotation, molecular function: protein kinase activity; ATP binding. Gene Ontology annotation, biological process: protein phosphorylation.
CUUGGCGACUUUGGAAUCAUAAAACUGCUACCCAAUCAGAAAACUGACACUUAUACGGCUCCGUUCGGUACUUCAGCAUAUAUGUCACCGGAAUGUCUCAGAGGUGACAUUUCCAUUAAACUGGACACGUACAGUUUCGGCGUCGUUCUAGUAGAACUGAUGACGUCAUUGCCUCCAAUUGAUACAAAAAGACAAGGGAUAGAUUUGGUAACAUACAUGCUGGAUAAAUGUGAAGAAGAUAUCGAACCCAUACUAGAUAGGACGAUAGGAUCUUGGGAACAUGACAAUAUUAAUUUUGCCGAAAAGCUGUUUAAAUUGGCGUUAAAGUGCCUCGAAGACAAUAAAAAGAAACGACCAGAAAUGGUCCAGGUAGUUGACGAACUUAGACAGAUUGUUCAGUUACUAGACUGAGGUGCCUUAAUGUUUGCAAUUUGUGAUAUAAUUAACUAUUUCGGUCACUUUUCUGAAUGUGGUAGCAAUAAUUGGUUUUGUUUUAACGCUAAAUGAAUUUUGAACUUUCAUUGCCUUUAUAUUUCAUUUGACAAGUAUUUUCCGACCUUUGAUGUUUAAAAUAUAUUUUAUCUAUAUAUACGCUACUGAAACAAAGGGGUAUAAUUCAUGAAAUUGAUAUAUCUUAUUUAUUUUUUUAGUAAUAAACCCCCAACUGUAAUUACACACUUUGACAUAGAAUCGGUUAUAAAAUAAACCAGAAAAUAUAUAUAUUUGACAAGAGAAAAGUUAAACAAAGCUGUCAAAAAAGUGAUUUGAAAAUGGUAACAUCUCGCUGAUUCUAGAUAAAUGAAAGUUCAAAAUUCUUUUUUAGUAUUGUAUGUGUCUUGAUGUUAUGUGAUUUGUUAUUAUUAUUUUUUAUAAACAAAACAAACAGUGGCGGCUGUUCCUAUCCAACCACCAAAAUAAAAGUAAAAAAAUAAGUACCAUAUGAUAUGAAAAAACGGCUUCCUAUUGGCUUGGAAAUUACGAUCGAUGACAUUACCCAUAUAAUUAUACAUAUAACAGUCGUUUUUUUCGAUCAUGUUCUAUAUAAUUAAAUGCAUGAUUAUAUUUUUACGUUAUAUUUGAAUACAAGUCUAUAAUGACGUCAUUUCUAGCAUGAUAACUAGAAAGAUAGACUUUAUGCACAAAAAAUAUCCGUUUUUUAUGCACUAAAAAUACGGAACUCACGAGCCGCCACUGCAAAAAGGUAUUACCUAUAUACAAAAUAUUUAUUUAUUAGUAUCUCAUAUAAAAAUAAACUUGAAGACAGUACUACAGUGCCUUUCUAAAAUGGAUGUAUUUCUUCUGUAAUAACUAUUUUGAUAUUGAAUCAUUAUUGUAUAUUGUAUAUAUUUGUAUAAGUAAUAAUUGAUUUUGUAUAUAUUUUUUGUACCUAAAAAUAGACGAGUUUUUAACGCUGUUUUACAUAAAAUAAACAAAUA